Messenger RNA from Oncorhynchus keta (chum salmon), 6101 nucleotides. RefSeq names its product proprotein convertase subtilisin/kexin type 7-like. The transcript is spliced from 15 exons. The record is from RefSeq and is a predicted model, not a curated record. The coding region runs from base 1467 to 3557 and encodes 696 amino acids. Gene Ontology annotation, biological process: protein processing. Gene Ontology annotation, molecular function: serine-type endopeptidase activity. Gene Ontology annotation, cellular component: trans-Golgi network; Golgi membrane. Lineage: Eukaryota; Metazoa; Chordata; Actinopteri; Salmoniformes; Salmonidae.
GUUAACUACACAUGGUUGUGGUGCCCAUUCACAGAAAAAGGACUGUCGUUGCUCCGUGUACCUAACCAUAACCAUCAAUGCCUUUCUUAAAAUCAAUACAUAUAAGUAUAUAUUUUUAAACCUGCAUAUUUAACUCAAAGAAAUCCAGGUUAGCAGGCAAUAUUAACCAGGUGAAAUUGUCACUUCUCUUGCGUUCAUUGCACGCAGAAUCAGGGUAUAUGCGAUAAUAAACAUUUUGUUUUUGAAAUGAUAGUUUCUGGAUUCGACCAUAUUAAUGACCAAAGGCUUGUAUUUCUGUGUGUUAUUAUGUUAUAAUUAAGUCUAUGAUUUGAUAGAGCAGUCUGACUGAGCGAUGGUAGGCAGCAGCAGGCUCGUAAGCAUUAAUUCAAACAGCACUUUCGUGCGUUUGUGAAAUGGCUAGCUAGUUAGCGGGGUGCGCGCUAAUAGCGUUUAAAACGUCACUCGCUCUAAGACUUGGAGUAGUUGUUCCCCUUGCUCUGCAUGGGUAACGCUGCUUCGAGGAUGACUGUUGUUGUGUUCCUGGUUCGAGCCCAGUUAGGGGCGAGGAGGGGACGGAAGCUAUACUGUUACACUGGCAAUACUAAAGUGCCUAUAAGAACAUCCAAUAGUCAAAGGUAUAUGGAAUACAAAUGGUAUAGCGAGAAAUAGUCCUAUAAAUACUAUAUUAACUACAACCUAAAACCUCUUACCUUGGAAUAUUGAAGUCUCAUGUUAAAAGGAACCACCAGCUUUCAUAUGUUCUGAGCAAGGAACUUAAAUGUUGGCUUUGUCACAUAUUGUACUUUUACUUUCUUCUCCAACACCUUUUUAAAAAUGUUUUUAAACCAAAUUCAACAUGUUUCAUUAUUUAUUUGAGGCUAAAUUGAUUUUAUUGAUGUAUUUAUAUUAAGUUAAAAUAAGUGUUUAUUUAGUAUUGUUGUAAUUGUCAUUAUCACAAAUACAUUUUAAAAAAUCGUCCGAUUAAUCGGUGUCGGCUUUUUUUUUGUCCUCCAAUAAUCGGUAUCUGCGUUGAAAAAUCAUAAUCGGUCAACCUACACUACAAUGAGUUGUCCUUGUAUUCUGUGGUUAGACUAGCCUAUCAUUAGCAGGAUCAUAGUGUCACAUGGAUAUGGUAAAACAUGUACCGUCCGCCUCUCCAGUGUCAGUAACAGCACAAUGUUAUAUAGGCCUGGUGCCGUGAUUGGCUGGAGUUCUGAUAUGAACAGUGUGCCAAUGGAGGGGGUGUACCAGUGCAUUACUUUGAGGGCUGUUGAAUAUGAGAACUGCUCUGUUGUUGUGAAAUCUCGCUACUGCCUUUUGAAUGCCACACUGCAGUGGAGCCAUCUCUCCCUCUUCUGUGUGUCCAGCUACUUUCUCUACUCCUCCUCGCCACCCUGUCUCCUCAGGCUGCCGGUCCUAAUGUGGAGGCGGAGCAGAACUUGUGUUGAGCACGUGCCUGUGUUGCCAUGGGGACACCCCCCUUGUUCCUGCUCCUCCUGGGCCUGACCCCUAUGCUCCGCCUGACUGUUCAUACCUUCCACACGUCCGCCCCUCCCCCGGCUCCCCCUCCCUCCUGUGGGCCGGGCCAGUCCUGGGCCGUCCGGCUGCACACAGACUCCGAGCUGCUGGAGGCUGAAGGCUCCACCCUUCACGAGAUGGCCAGCAGGGUGGCUGAGCAGGCUGGCCUGGAGAACAGGGGCCAGAUAGGGCAGCUGGAGGGCCACUACCUGCUCUGUGCCGGGCCUGAGGAGGUGGGCAGGCCGGGGGACGUGCUGGCAGCCCACCCUCAUGUGCUCUGGCACUCCCAGGAGCAGGUCCUCAGCCGCUCCAAGAGAGCAAUAGCCUUCAACGACCCCAGAUACCCAUUACAGUGGCACCUGCACAACGAUGUCAAGGAGGGCAUGGACAUCAAUGUGACUGGUGUAUGGGAGCACAACAUCACAGGGACAGGGGUGACAGUGGUGGUCGUGGACGAUGGGGUUCAGCAUACCCUCCAGGACAUUCAGCCAAACUAUAGUCCAGAGGGCAGUUAUGACUUGAACUCCAACGACCCGGACCCCAUGCCCCACCCGGACGCCCGCAGUGACAACCACCAUGGCACGCGCUGCGCUGGGGAGAUCGCCGCUGUCUCCAACAACAGCUUCUGCGCUGUGGGCGUGGCCUAUGGCAGUAAAGUGGCAGGUAUCAGAGUCCUGGAUGGGCCGCUCACAGACAGUAUGGAGGCGGUGGCUUUCAACAAGCACUACCAGAUCAACGACGUCUACAGCUGCAGUUGGGGUCCUGACGAUGAUGGCCGCACUGUCGAUGGACCACACCCCUUGGGCAAGGCGGCGCUGCAGCACGGAGUGAUUGCUGGCAGACGGGGCUUCGGCAGUAUCUUUGUCGUCGCCAGUGGCAAUGGGGGCCAGUACGAGGACAACUGCAACUACGAUGGCUAUGCUAACUCAAUCUACACUGUUACCAUUGGAGCAGUAAAUGAGGAAGGGAUGAUGCCCUUCUAUGCUGAGGAGUGUGCCUCCAUGCUGGCUGUCACCUUCAGCAGUGGGGGCAGAACGCUGCGUAGUAUUGUGACGUCAGACUGGUCACUGCAGCAGGGCACGGGCUGUACUGACGGGCACACGGGCACCUCGGCGGCGGCACCCCUGGCGGCUGGCAUGGUGGCUCUGAUGCUGCAGGUCCGGCCCUGUCUCACCUGGAGAGACGUGCAGCACAUCAUCACCUACACAGCCACACAGUAUGAUGUGCAAGGGGACUGGAAAAUCAAUGGAGCGGGCUUCCACCACAGUCACCAGCACGGCUUCGGCCUGCUCAACGCCUGGCGGCUGGUCAACGCUGCCAAGGUGUGGGAGAUGGUGCCAUUCCUAGUGUCCUAUCAGAGCCCAGUGCUGAAGGAGGAGGCUCUUGUCCCAGCCUAUCCGGAGCAACUCAACCUAACCUGGAACGUCACUGCAGCUGACCUCAGGCAGUCCGGGAUGCAGACCUUGGAGCACGUGUCUGUCACCUUGACGCUGGUCCAUUCUCGCCGCGGCAGCGUGGAGAUCGCUCUGCUCUGCCCCAGUGGAAUGACCUCACUCAUCGGGGCGCGCCGUGCUCUGGACACGGAUACCUCGGGUUACUCAGACUGGACGUUCUCCACUGUGCGCUGCUGGGGAGAGGGAGCCGAGGGCCAGUACAGGCUGCAAGUCUCUGACCACAGUAAGGAAGAGCCUGCGUGGCCCCUGGGCUCUCUGAAGCACUGGAAGCUCACUCUGUACGGCUCCUCUCUGUCCUUCGAAGAGGUCAAGGAGAGACAGAGUGUGGUGGAGGAGGCUAUGGGGGGGCAGUAUCUGGACAGCAGUUUCUCCCUGCCCUGUCCUGCAGGCAUGGACAUCCCCCCUGAGACGGUCAGCCCGUUCACAUCCAGCAGCCUCAAGUCUCUGCUACUGCUGGGCUGCUUCGCACUCUUCUGGUCCCUGUACUACACCCUGGAGGUGACCUUGGCCAACCUGGACUUUAGAGGACUGUGUUGGUGGGACAGGGGGACGCGGGGCUCCCACAGGGGGCUGGAGAUGCUCUGAGCUGGAGAGAACUGUGUGUUGGACUAAUCACUGGAGACGCUGCCACAUAACACUGGAGAAAACCUCUUCCCUCUACAACCUCCCACCUGCCGUUCAUCAGUCUAGGCCUGCUGUGAACCCAGGGGGGCAAACUGGACUGGACUGGAGACUGAGCUAUGUGGGCUGGAACUGUGAUCUCACUGGCCCACCCAUCUAAAAAAAAAAAAAACUGGCCCACCCAUCUCUCCCCAAGCCUGUGGCCUUAUAUCAGCGUUGCAGAGCCCCAAGCCUGUGGCCUUUUAUCAGCGUUGCAGAGCCCCAAGCCUGUGGCCUUAUAUCAGCGUUGCAGAGCCCCAAGCCUGUGGCCUUAUAUCAGCGUUGCAGAGCCCCAAGCCUGUGGCCUAAUAUCAGCGUUGCAGAGACCCAAGCCUGUGGCCUUAUAUCAGCGUUGCAGAGCCCCAAGCCUGUGGCCUUAUAUCAGCGUUGCAGAGCCCCAAGCCUGUGGCCUUUUAUCAGCGUUGCAGAGACCCAAGCCUGUGGCCUUUUAUCAGCGUUGCAGAGACCCAAGCCUGUGGCCUUAUAUCAGCGUUGCAGAGACCCAAGCCUGUGGCCUUAUAUCAGCGUUGCAGAGACCCAAGCCUGUGGCCUUAUAUCAGCGUUGCAGAGACCCAAGCCUGUGGCCUUAUAUCAGCGUUGCAGAGACCCAAGCCUGUGGCCUUUUAUCAGCGUUGCAGAGACCCAAGCCUGUGGCCUUUUAUCAGCGUUGCAGAGACUCAAGCCUGUGGCCUUUUAUCAGCGUUGCAGAGACCCAAGCCUGUGGCCUUAUAUCAGCGUUGCAGAGACCCAAGCCUGUGGCCUUUUAUCAGCGUUGCAGAGACCCAAGCGUAUGUGAGUAAGUGUACUGCGGGGGAGCAACCUAAACCCUCUGGAUCUCUCAGGACCCUCCGGUCUCACCUAGCAGUGCUAUAGAAGUGGUAGUUUGGCCUGGUCUUUGGGUUGAAGUGUGUAUCACUAGUUUGGUUCAGUCCCUUACCUGGGUCUUUUACUGUGGGAUUAGACAGCAUGCUGGACAACCAGACAGAGCAGCACUCCUGGGGUGGUUUCCUGGACAAUGAUUAUCCUGGACUAAAAAGCAAGAUCAAUUACGAAUAUCCGUUAGAAAUGCUUUUUAGCCCAGGAUUAGGUUAUAGUCUGGGUCCGUAACCGGCCCUUGCAGUUUAAGUCAGUCUUCCAAAGUUUAUUAGGUGUGCACCAUGGGAAGGCAUUACAAUGCUGUGCGUGUGAAUGUGUUUUAAAAUGUAAAUGGUUUUGGGGAUGUGUGACGGUGUGAGAGUGAUGGAGUGCUCUUGACAUUUUGGCUGCUUUUUAAAUUAUUUAUUUUAUUAAUAGGAUUUGUUCAAAUGUUUGCAUUGUAAUUUCAGAAAAUACUGUGUACGAAGCAUGAAACACCUUCCUAAUAUUGAGUUGCCCUCAGAACAGUCAAUUUGUCAGGGGAUGGACUCUACAAGGUGUCAAGCAUUCCACAGGGAUAAUGUUCCAUGUUGACUCAAAUGAUUCCCACAAUUGUCAAUUUGACUGGGUGACCUUUGGAUGUUAGACCAAGUUGCUUUUGGUUUUGGUCCAACAGCUUCAAACAGUUGUAAAAAAAAAUAUAUAUAUAUAUAUAUAUAUAUAUAUUGCGAUGAUUUUAGAUGGUACAAUGAUUACCGACACUAUUCCGUGCUUGUUUUCUCGCAAACUGAAAUUGAGCGAACAGUGUAGAAUUUUUGCAACUAGGAAAUUAAUCAUUUCCACUAGAUAACACAGCCACGAAUUCAGAACAGCUUUCCCAUUUUGACAACAGAUUACAUUCCGGUGGGAGAAAUCAGUAUGCAAAUAUCGCAGCCAAUCCCAACACUAGCGGCUAAGUGAUACUGUGAAACACUUUCAUUCCACUAUUAGCGCCAGAUAUAUUAUGGAAAUUGUUCUGAAAUUACAAUGCAUAAAUUCAAAGAAAUCCUGUGUGUAGCAGCUUUAAAGCUACAAUAUGUAAGUUUUUGGGCGACCGGACCAAGUUCGUAUAGAAAUGGGAGAUCAUUCAUUCCUGUCUAAGAAGCGGUAGAUUUGUUCUAUGUGUGCUAUUUCUAUGCUUCCCGUUCUAAAGUUUUUGCUUAUUUUACCUUCGGUUUUGUACUCUAACUUUAAACAGCUGAAUAUACAAUAUUUUUGAUUAUUGAAAAUAUAUUUCAAAGCGGUUUAGAUGGUACGGUGGUUCUCUACACAAUGACUACUUGUUUUGUCACGAACUGAAAUUACGCAAACUAUACGUAUUUUAGCAACCAGGAAACGAUGGAGCGAUCUCUGUGCAUCUUUUAAGUUAAUUAUUUGUAAAACGACCUCCUGUUGGGAAUGUUAUUUUGUGCAGACUGUAUACAUUUUUCCAGUACUUGAACUUGAUUUGGGAUCUGAGUGUGGGGUUGAAUGUGUUUUUAAAAACUGUAAUAUGUGUGUUGUACAUCUAUAUAUCAGAGUUUGAUGAUUUUUAUGAACUGAAACAUAUUAAAGAUUGUAUUUUUAUUUACUGAA